AUGAUCGAUUUCCUCAAAACAGGUCGAACCAAAUCUUAUGGAAGCAUAAGCGACUAUUACGCUGGGAAGUCGGUUUUCAUCACGGGCGGUACGGGGUUCUUAGGGAAGAUCCUCAUGGAGAGACUUUUAUUCAACUGUUCCGAGAUUGAAAGAAUAUACGUCCUUAUUCGAGGGAAAAAAGGCGUAAAUACUCACAACAGGCUUCAACAAAUGUUUGACGUACCGGUCUUCGAUAAAUUGAAAGCUUUAAAGCCGAAUGCUUUGAAUAAGGUGAUUCCAAUAGAAGGAGAUGUCACGAAACCAGAACUGGAUAUAAAGACAAGCGAUGAACAGAAAUUAAUUGAUAAUGUCUCGGUCGUGUUUCACUCGGCAGCAACAGUAAGAUUUAUUGCCAGUUUUGAGGAUAUUAUGAAAGUAAAUUUCGAAGGGACGAGGAAAGUGGUGGAUUUGAGCAAGAAGAUAAAAAAUUUAGAGACAUUUUUAUAUAUAUCGACUAGCUAUUCAAAUGGGAAUAAGUUAAUAAUAGAUGAAUCGAUAUAUCCCCAACCAAAGACAAUAGACGAAGUGUACUCAUUCAUAGACAAUUAUGGUGACAAUUCAAAAGCGAUCAACAAGUUUAUAAGUGGUUACCCAAAUACAUACACACUAUCAAAGGCGCUUUGUGAAAACUAUAUUGAUGUAAAUCGUGGACCAAUGAAGUCGAUAAUUGUGAGACCGUCUAUAGUGACGCCAGUUUUCAAGGAGCCGCUACCAGGCUGGCAGGACUCGUGGGUAGCAGCAACAGCUGCGUUCAGUGACGUCGCCAGAGGACUCACUAAGGUCAUACAUGGUGACUCAAAUGUCGUCUGCGAUAUGAUUCCAGUGGACUACGUCUGCAACUUGAUUAUUGUUGCAGCCGCUAGAGGGAAUCCAACUGAUGACGUCAUAGUUUAUAAUUCCUGCAGUAGCUCCUGCAAUCCAAUUAGUUGGAAAAAUGGCGCUGAUUUAUAUUUAGAAGAGAGUCUGAGUCAUGGGAAAUAUGAAUUGAAGCCAAGGCAAGUGGAAGUUAGCUCGUCAACAUUAAUGGUCAACUUGAUGACAUUUAUAUUGCAAACAAUUCCGUCAUUGUCGGCAGAUGUCUGGUUGCGGCUAAAGGGGGAGGAGCCUAAAUAUAUAAAAAUGCAGAAACGCGCUGUGUUACUGCGAGAUUUGUUGAAGGUUUUCACCUCAACAUCAUAUUAUAUAAAAUCGGAGAAUUCUCAAAGACUAAUAGAGACUUUGGAUGAAGAGGAUAAGGCUCUGUUCCCGUGUGACCCAAGAACGAUUAACUGGCAAACGUACAUGCCAGUGUUUUAUCGUGGAGUCCAGAAAUAUUUGUUGAAACCAAGCCAUUAA
Messenger RNA from Nymphalis io (European peacock), 1374 nucleotides. Its product is annotated as fatty acyl-CoA reductase 1-like. The transcript has 11 exons. The record is from RefSeq and is a predicted model, not a curated record. The coding region runs from base 1 to 1374 and encodes 457 amino acids. NCBI's taxonomy places the organism in Eukaryota, Metazoa, Arthropoda, Insecta, Lepidoptera, Nymphalidae. Gene Ontology annotation, molecular function: alcohol-forming very long-chain fatty acyl-CoA reductase (NADP+) activity. Gene Ontology annotation, cellular component: peroxisome. Gene Ontology annotation, biological process: long-chain fatty-acyl-CoA metabolic process.